AUGGAAGAAGAGCGACUCUGGAAAUUUCGACGGCCUGAGUGGCUUAACACCGUCUGGGCCCGCAACGCUGGAGUUUACGGCGCAGGAGCUAUUUUCUCCAUCGCCUUCUACAUUAUGCUCGAUUCCGCCGUUUGGUCCAAAUCUCCGCACAACGGCUCCGAUAUCCAUGUCAAGUUUGUUGACUGGCUACCUUUCAUCUUCUCCAGCUUGGGCAUGCUGAUUAUCAACUCGGUCGAGAAACAACGCUUGAGCGCCGAUUCCUUCAGUUAUAGUGGAAACGGGGUAGCUUGGAAGGCUCGCGUCGUCUUGUUCCUUGGAUUCGCUGCUCUUGCUGGUGGAAUGGCUGGCGGUGUAACCGUCUUUGUUCUCAAGUUUGUUGUCCCCAGUGUUUCCAUGCCUGCUCUGGGUAUGGGCAUUGAGAACGUGGUCAGCAACGCUCUGGUGGGCGUGAGCUCCGUCGUCCUUUGGGUCAGCCAGAACAUGGAAGACGAGUACUCCUACAACCUUUCCCUGUAG
Messenger RNA from Fusarium coffeatum, 516 nucleotides. RefSeq lists its product as uncharacterized. Lineage: Eukaryota; Fungi; Ascomycota; Sordariomycetes; Hypocreales; Nectriaceae. The record is from RefSeq and is a predicted model, not a curated record. The transcript is spliced from 3 exons. Bases 1 to 516 code for a protein of 171 amino acids. Gene Ontology annotation, biological process: late endosome to vacuole transport via multivesicular body sorting pathway; protein targeting to vacuole. Gene Ontology annotation, cellular component: Vps55/Vps68 complex; fungal-type vacuole membrane.